AUGGCGGGGCUGAGGGCCUCUCCGCUCCUCUCCCCGCAGGCCGCCGCUCCCCGCGCCCCGAAGAGGCCGAAGCAGCGCCCGGCGGAGCGCGGCGGGGCCGGGCCGGGCAGCACGGCCGGCUCUGCCCGCGGGGCCGCCCCGCUCCCGCCCCCGCCGCCCUCCGGCCUCCCCCGCCCCUGCGUCCGCUUCAAGUGCGGCCUCGCCGGGCCCGUCCUGGAUGUGCUGCGCUGCCGGCCCGGCUGGCAGCAGGCGAAGGACGAGGAGGAGUGGGAUUUUCUCUGGUGUGAUGUCAGUUGGCUUCGGGAGAAUUUUGACCACACGUACAUGGAGGAGCAUGUUCGCAUCUGCCACUUUCGCAAUCACUAUGAGCUGAGUCGGAAGAACUAUUUAGUGAAGAACCUGAAGAGGUUUCGGAAGCAGUUAGAAAGAGAAGCAGGAAAGCUUGAGGCAGCAAAAUGUGACUUUUUUCCAAAGACAUUUGAAAUGCCUUCAGAGUACCAUUUGUUUGUGGAAGAAUUUCGCAAGAAGCCUGGCAUCACUUGGAUAAUGAAACCGGUUGGCAGGUCACAAGGUAAAGGAAUCUUCCUGUUCCGAAAACUGAAGGAUAUCAUUGACUGGAAGAAGGAUGGUGUCCGCGCAGAUGAGCAGAAAGAUGCUACACAAAUAGAAACUUAUGUAGCCCAGCAGUAUAUUGAAAACCCAUACUUAAUAGGAGGUCGAAAGUUUGACUUGAGAGUUUAUGUUCUAGUGACAUCCUACAUCCCACUGAAGGCCUGGUUAUACAGAGAUGGAUUUGCUCGCUUUUCCAAUACACGAUUUACUCUGAAUAGCAUAGAUGAUCACUGUAUCCUACCUGUCUCUGUGUGUGAUGUUCAUCUCACCAAUGUGGCAGUGCAAAAGACUGCUCCAGAUUAUGAUCCCGAGAAGGGCUGCAAGUGGAUGAUUCAGCAGCUCAGGCAGUACUUGACUGCCAAGCAUGGACCAGGAUUGGUGGAAGUUCUCUUUGCUGAUAUGGACAACAUUUUCAUCAAGAGCCUCCAGAGCGUUCAGAAAGUGAUUAUCAGUGACAAGCAUUGCUUUGAGCUCUACGGCUAUGACAUCUUGAUCGAUCGGGAUCUGAAACCCUGGCUUCUGGAGGUAAAUGCUUCACCUUCCCUUGUUGCCAGUAGCCAGGAAGACUAUGAACUCAAGUGUCAUCUUCUCAAAGACACACUUCAUAUUGUGGACAUGGAAGGCAGGCUGACAGGGAAGGAGAAGCGUGUUGGAGGCUUUGAUCUGAUAUGGAACGACGGGCCUGUCAGCAGAGAGGGAAACCUGGGUACCCCGGUGAAUGGGAACUUCAUGGCAAACACACAUUUAGGCUGCUAUAAUGACAGGAAGCAACAACUGAAGCAGCUUUUCAGGACUCUUUCUGCGCAGCAGACAGUGUAAGGCCGAUACCAAGCUUGGGUUGGGAGAUCACCAUAGGUGAAGUUUGUGGUGUCUCUCCCUCUCUUCCUCGUAUGCAGCAGCAGUUUCCAUUCCUCUCUGGACAUGGCUGCCUCAGCACAAGACUGCUGAGCUUGUUUCCUAAGGAUUCCCCAGCUGGGAGGCUGCAACAGGCUUGAAUAAAAUAUUUCAUAAUGGCCGACACAAGACACUCACAAGUGAUGCUGGCUUCUCAGCUGACCACCUGCAACCUACACAGACUGUGAGAAAAGAAAGCAGCUAAACACAUUCUGCAUAGCAAAACAAAGCUUUUAAGGAAGGCGGGCACCUGAUCCCUCUGCUGCUACUACUAUGGAAACAUGUCAGAUCAUAAAACCUGUUGCCAUGAUACUGUAAAAAUAACCUUGCCAUCACAUGUUAAGGAGACAUUUCCCGGCUGUACUACACAGGUUAUGUAAGAGCGUAGUUACAACACAGGCACUUGGCAGGGUGCUGCCAUUCACUUCCAGAAGAGAUGCAGCUUUCUGAAAAGCUACUGGUAAGACAGAUCAGAUAAUAAGCUGAUGUUACUCUUAAUUUAUGUAUCUGAAGCAUAAGCCUGAAGUGGACAGCCUUGCUUCUUGCAGUUGAACACUUGGGCUAUGUUGUGUUAGCUGCAAAAUUUUAAAAACUUGGCUCAAAUAAAUGGCAGUUGGCUUUAUAGAUUUUAAAAAUGAGCAAUCCCUCAGUU
This is a messenger RNA of Cygnus atratus (black swan), 2158 nucleotides long. RefSeq names its product tubulin tyrosine ligase like 9 (gene TTLL9). Gene Ontology annotation, cellular component: cilium. The transcript is spliced from 13 exons. The record is from RefSeq and is a predicted model, not a curated record. Bases 1 to 1431 code for a protein of 476 amino acids. Gene Ontology annotation, molecular function: tubulin-glutamic acid ligase activity; tubulin binding. Lineage: Eukaryota; Metazoa; Chordata; Aves; Anseriformes; Anatidae. Gene Ontology annotation, biological process: microtubule cytoskeleton organization; protein polyglutamylation.